Molecule: messenger RNA, 1656 nt
Organism: Maniola jurtina (meadow brown)
Lineage: Eukaryota; Metazoa; Arthropoda; Insecta; Lepidoptera; Nymphalidae
Product: alpha-tocopherol transfer protein-like
Exons: 8
Coding region: 133-1071 (312 amino acids)
Cellular component (GO): membrane
Molecular function (GO): phosphatidylinositol bisphosphate binding
Source: RefSeq, a predicted model, not a curated record
CCCAACAUAUAGAGAGAGGCUGCUCGAGGUCAGUAAUAGCUGUAUGUUACAGCUGGAUGGACGUGUUUCUUGUUGUUAUAUAACUUAGAUUAUAACUCGUUUUGUUGUGAUUGUCGUAAGAAAUUAAUUAACAUGCAGCUGAAGACGGAUCUGUUGGUGCAUCCAACAGAGGAGCUCUCUGAGAAGAUCCGCAUAGAACUGAAGGAAGAUGUCACCACCAGGGACCGGGACCUGGCUGCGAUUAAGGAGUGGCUGCGGAAGGAACCACAUCUACCGGAUGAGUGGGAAGACAAUCCCCUGAUGACUUUUUUGAGAGGUAGCAGCUUUUCCCUGGAGAAGUGCAAACGCAAGCUGGACAUGUACUUCACAAUGAGGGCAGCUUGCCCAGAGUUCUUCACCAACCGCGAUGCGACCAGUCCUGAGCUGAGAGAGGUCUUGAAAUCUAAAUUACAAGGACCUCCACUACCUGGACUGACCCCGAAUGGGAGAAGAGUCACAAUAUGCAGAGGUCUCUACCCAGGACUAGACUCUCAACAAAUUACAGACACAUUUAAGCUGGCUCUGAUGAUUGGUGAUAUUAGACUGGUAGAGGAAAUAGUGGGCGUCGCUGGCGAUAUCUACGUAUUGGACGGUGCUGUGCUCGGACCAAGUCUACUGGCUAAGCUCUCUCCAUCAGUUAUUAAGAAAUUCAUGAUCUGUGUGCAGGAAGCGUAUCCAGUAAAACUGAAGGAAGUCCAUAUCAUCAACACGUCGCCCGUGGUUGAGAGAUUUGUAAACUUCGUGAAACCUUUCCUUAAGGAGAAAAUUAGGAAAAGGAUUUUCAUUCACAAAGAGUUGAAGGACUUGUACAAGUAUAUUCCUCAAGAAAUGUUGCCGAAUGAAUACGGGGGUGAAAUUGGAUCAAUGGAUGACCUACAAGCCAAAUGGACUCAAAAACUGAUAGAGUACAGGGAGUGGUUCAAGAUGCAGGAUUCGCUGGUGGCCAACGAAAGCCUCCGACCGGGAAAACCUACUAACUACGACGAACUCUUCGGUAUCGACGGUUCCUUCAGACAACUAGCCAUCGAUUGAUAUUGUAAACUUUGUCUUGUAUAAAAUGAAACGUCAAAACGGGGGGCUAGCAAAAUUAUCGUGUUUAUCACUAUAAUCACAAAUCGUUGUGGUUGGACGAAUUUAUGGUAUUUUUGCUGCAACAGUGCAUGCUCUUCAACAAUGCUAUAGUAAGUAUCAGCCAAUGAGCAAAAUGGGACUGGUAACCAUGACAAAUGAAGUAUGUACAUUGUACGUACCUUUUAUAAAAUUUGGAUCGAAAUUCGCAAUGUUUGCUAACCCCCUAUAUAUAUUUGUAUUUUUUUAAACCUAUUCGCAUUAAAUUAAACUGGCUAAUAGGUAAUGGGCAGGCGAUUCAUUUUAUACAAGGCAAAGCUAAUGUUUUGGAUUUCUUUGAUCAUGAAUUUAUUUGUGAUUUAGUUAGGCUUGGCUAUAGUUAAAAUUGAAUUGUUAAAACUAUGGAUGUGAUAUACUAUGUUACAUAAUGCGAUUGAUUCCAUUUAAAACCAUUCCAUUUACAUGCGUAGCUAAGUAUUAUAAUACCAAUUACAAAAAAAAAAAAUAUUACGAUGUAAUUUAAAUAGAAGGGGGGGGGGGGGGGGGGGG